CGAAGCUCAGGACUUCUAGUUCAAUGCACUUGACUUGACUUUAUGCAUAAACCUCACUCUUUCCUCUGCACUUCAGAGCAAAAACAAAAAAAACAAAACACCGAUCAAAAUCAGCUAUUCAGAGUGAAAGAGAUGAGCUGCGGCGACUUCAUAGUUCCGCCGGGAUACCGAUUCCAUCCCACAGACGAGAGGCUGCUUAGUGACUUGAAGGAGAAGAAUCAGUGCAAGGACUCCGAGAUCCCCACCAUCAUCCCUGUUAUCGAGAUGUGCAAGCACGAGCCUCACGAGUUACCAGAACUGGCAUUCACAAGGGCGCAAAAUCUAGGCAGGAAGUUUUUCUCUUUUUUCUUCUUCUGGUUUGCAUGGGCAGAGUCUUGGGACAGUCAGGGCAAGUGGUACUUCUUCGCUCCGCGUGAUUACAAGUAUGCAAACAGCACUCGCUCCAACAGGACUACAGGGGAAGGGUUCUGGAAGAUCACAGGCAAGGACCGCGACAUCAAGGCCCGAGGCUCCAAAGCUGUGAUUGGCAGAAAGAGGAUCUUAACCUUCCAAAAACAUGGAGAGCCGAAACCCCAGAAGACCGGCUGGGUCAUUCAUGAGUUUUAUCUCAUUGAGGCACAUUCUAAUCCUCCUAAGCAGAUAGGGGACUUUGUUGUCUGUUGCUUGAAGUAUAAGUCAGACAACUCUGAUCAUGAUAAGGAUGCCCCAUUCUUCGAUCGAGGUAGCACUAGCUGCAGUAUGGCCUCCAAUGUUGAAAAUCAAGCUGAAGAAAAUUGGGCAUCCAUUGAGCAGGUUAAUGUCGUUCCAAUUCCCAAUGGGAAUGGUGAUGAAGCUGAAACUGGUGGUGGUAUGAUUACAGAAGAAGAGGAAUACCUGGCUUUAAAGGAGCUGGAAAAUGCUCUUCAGAGUCCUAUUGGCAAUCCUCAUGAAUUCCAAGGCACGCAAACUGAUCCUUGUCAUAUAGAUAAGAAUGAUCUUUCGACCUCUGUUGAAGGUCGACCUGAUAAGAGCAAUUUGUCUGAUAUGAUUGAAGAGCUACUAGAUGACCCAGAAAAUCUGGAUUCACUCUUUGAUACGCCUGCGCCACCUCAACUGCAUCAGCCACCAAUGUAUACCACCAAUGACCAUAAUGAUGAAUGUCGUAAGAGGGCAUAUCCAUUUGAGGACAAUGAGCCUUCUCUUGUGAAGAAGAAUAAUAUUUCAACCAAUGACGAUGACGAAUUAGUUAGCAAGACCGCAUCUAGUUCGGAAAAUCAAGCUGCAAAUAUGAUUCAAGAGAGAUAUUCUCAACAAGGAGCAAAUCUGGGAUCAGACUUUGAUUCAUUUCUGCCAAAGGAUUACGUUAAUACACUACCAUCAAUAAACGGAGGACCGGGAGAUUUUCCCCAUGACAAUAAUUUUAUUGAGUGGGAUGAUUUGCCAUCCUUAUACGAAGGUAUGGACUAUUCUCCCGCAAAGUUCUCACAUACAGUUAUUGAUGGUGGUAGGGGAGUAACCAGUGACGGAAACACCGAAGUAGUAGAUGGAUCGGUAAACGAUUAUUCUGCAUUAGCCACUGGAGCGUUGCUCCAGUGUAGCUAAUCAACCUUUAUUUAUAGGAGAAUAUCAAAAGGACGCCUCAGUAAUAAUGUAUCUCUGACUCACAUUAUUACAGUCGGUGAUAUUCUCCUACAAAUGAUUCAAAGAUCUCCAAGUUAUAUGAACUGCUCAGCUGUGUUGAUUGGCAUACAAUCGCAGCUAUUCCGCAUUUCUUGUACUGGAGACUUUGGAAACUUCUUAAUCGUUUUGGCAUUCAGUUACAACUUAGGACAGCAGCAAUUAUUUUGUACCUGUUUUUCUUUUCUUUUUCUUUUGGGAGUGGGGGAGGCAUUGCUGGUGUCACAGCAUCCCCUAGUGAACUUUUGGUUGAAAGAGAGACCGGCGAAUGCAUAUGGUUCAAAUGCCAUCUGGAAGUCUACCCUUCUCUGGAUGUGACGAGUCCAGGCAUAUAAAGAUGUCUCUUCUCAUAAGCAGUUCCUUGGAGGUGGAGCUUCCUCUGUCAACAUUACUACCUAAAUUCAUUCCUCAGAUUGUCUUGUCAACAGAAGUACCAAUAUUCCUUCCUCUGAUCAAACAUCGUGUCAACCUAAGUAUCGAUAUCUGUUCCUCAUAUCCAUAUUUUUCAAAUAUCCUAAAAUCAAAGUACAUACCUAUCCACAUCCAUUUCUUCAGAUCCCAGUAGUGAAUCCUCAGGACCACCAAUAGUCGUUCCUCAAACAAUUAGCCUGCAAUUAGUAUGUCCUUAAGAUCAAAGGACAUAUUCAAAACAUCAAUAUCAUCCAAUAUCCAGUCAUGGAGUCAAACAUGGGAGGUGCUCCUAGAAGAAUCCGACGGCAGAGCAGCAUCACAAGCCAAGGUGAGAUAAUCAAUCCAAAAACACUAAAGGAACCCUUUCUUUCUCACAGAAAAUAAAAUCUUACACUAAAGCUUUGACGCUAUUUGCUGCAUUCCUUAACUAAAUCUGGACUUUGUUUAUAGGUCAGUGAAGCUGCAGAGGCAUUAUAUUGCUAUUUACUGCCCCAGAAGAAACUGAAAGUCCUUGAAACAGACAACAGUUUGAAGCUAGCAGCAAUUUAAAGGAUUCUUUCAUUUUCCAGGAUGCAUCUCCUUUCAAUCCGUAAAAAGCAUAUCUUUCAGACCAAAGUCACAGUUCUAGCCUAAAGGACCACUACAGGCAACGCAACUGUUGCAUAGUCAGUAAUCUGGAAGCAGAGUUUCAUCGGACCUGCUGCUACACAGUUGCUGGAGUCUCAAAGACAUAUUAGUAAUAAUCAGAUAGCUGUAUUCUAUAUGGUUACAAUCAUUUCCAAGAUGUAUGAAUACAAUCAAAGGUCAUAGUGAGGCCUUCAGACCAAGUCCGAACACCUCAUGCCUAAAACCAAAUAAUGUAUUACUCAUCAUAUCGCUCUUGUUUGUAUUACACUAUUACCCUAAUAUUCUGGAAGAUACUGUUCAUUAGGAAGCUUUAAUGUUUAAUGGAAUUGUGUGUGUAUUAUUCCCUGUU
Molecule: messenger RNA, 3043 nt
Organism: Rosa rugosa (rugosa rose)
Lineage: Eukaryota; Viridiplantae; Streptophyta; Magnoliopsida; Rosales; Rosaceae
Product: NAC domain-containing protein 101-like
Exons: 4
Coding region: 43-1581 (512 amino acids)
Biological process (GO): regulation of DNA-templated transcription
Molecular function (GO): DNA binding
Source: RefSeq, a predicted model, not a curated record